AUGCCUUCGGCAGUCCUGGAUCAGACACUCGAUGGAAGUCGAAAGAAGCUGCCAUUUCUCGACCAGAGGUUUGCGCAGAUCAAGCGGUCGUUAGUCUCAUCGCAGCACAAAGUCAAGGUCAUAGCCUCGUAUGAACGCCUGUGUAAAAUCUUGGAGGUAGAAGCGGAUCACAUUGCCCGAAGCGGUCCAGCUAUCGUGCCAGAGAUCGAGUUCGACGAUGUGUGUAAAAAUGGUGGAGCGCUGCCAGAAGGCUUUGUUGACCUCGUGCGAGAUCGUGGAUGCCUCAUACUUCGCAAUGUUGUGUCCGAAGACCAGGCCACAACCUGGGAGGGCGACUUGAAGGAGUACACAAAACGUAAUAACACUGCCGGGGGAUAUCCGAAGAACGACCCUCAAACGUGGAACCUGUGGUGGACACCACCGCAGGUCCAAAUUCGGAGCCAUGAGCGCGUCAUGUUGGCCAUGGACUGCGUGAGCAAGCUUUGGCAUGUCACAGACGACUCCUUGCCCAUCGAUCUGGCAAGCCAGGUCGUCUACCCCGACCGCUUCCGCAUCCGACAUCCCUCCAAGGAUGCCGAAUUCACGUUACCGGCGCAUCUGGACAGUGGCGGGAUCGAACGCUGGGAAUGCCCAGUCAACCGAUCCAACUUCCAGGCCAUUUUUGAAGGCAACUGGGAUACAUGGGAUGGCUGGGCGGCCGAUCGGCGCUAUGAAGCACAAAGUGACCUGUAUGACAAUGGAGCUGCAUGUUCGUGUUGGCGAAGCCUGCAGGGCUGGUUGUCGCUGUCUCACACAUCGACGGGAGAAGGCACACUCCGCUUGUUACCCAGUCUGAAGGCGUCUGUGGCAUAUAUGAUGCUGCGGCCGCUGUUCGCCUUAGACGAAACCUUCGACGACACCCAACCCACUUUCCCUGGUGCAACUCCGGGAAACACUCAAUUCUUCCCAACCCAAGAGCUCCAUCCACAUCUACUCUUGGAAAAAUCCAUGAUAGGGAUCCCUCCCGUCCGCCCAGGAGACUAUGUCUUUUGGCACUGCGAUCUUGUGCAUGAGGUGGACAAAUUCCACCCUGGCACACGGGACUCGAGUGUCGUGUACAAUGCUUGCACCCCGUUGACUCCGUACAACAUCAAGUCCCUAGCCAGCGUGAGGGAAGCGUUCCAGAAGGCAGCAGUCCCAAAGGACUUUGUUUGCUACGACAAUGUACUGGAGGAGGAGAGCCAGCAUGAAGGUCACGGCGCCAGGCGGGAGAAUGUCUUGUCUCGCCGGGGACUGCAAGGGUUGGGCUUAGAGCCUUUCGAUGACCUCGAAGAGGGUCUUACCGAUGGCCAGAGAACGGUACGGCGACUGGCGAAUGAAGUUCUUGCACAAUGUUAG
This is a messenger RNA of Exophiala bonariae, 1377 nucleotides long. RefSeq lists its product as uncharacterized. NCBI's taxonomy places the organism in Eukaryota, Fungi, Ascomycota, Eurotiomycetes, Chaetothyriales, Herpotrichiellaceae. The transcript is spliced from 3 exons. The record is from RefSeq and is a predicted model, not a curated record. Bases 1 to 1377 code for a protein of 458 amino acids.